This is a messenger RNA of Oppiella nova, 1428 nucleotides long. The record is from the annotation of a GenBank genome assembly. Lineage: Eukaryota; Metazoa; Arthropoda; Arachnida; Sarcoptiformes; Oppiidae.
GGUAUAUUGCUAUUAGUAUUCAUUGAAUACAGUGUUUGUGUUGAUGUGAACACAACAUCGGGUGUAGUGAGAGGUCUGACAGUGAAUGCAUUGAACACAAGUGUCGACCAGUUUUUGAACAUUCCUUACGCCGAACCCCCGGUCGGGAGCCUUAGGUUUGCUAAACCUGUACCCCUUAAAGAGCCCAUAAAAGAGAUUAUAGACGGAACGGAAACCGGGAACUCAUGUUUUCAAUUAUUACCAGACAUUGUCAAACAAUUUAUCGGAAAUUUAACGCUAAGUGAGGACUGUUUGGUACUAAACGUAUGGACACCUCAUGUCAGAAAUCAUAACUCAUCAAAAGACUUACCACUAAAACCAGUAAUGUUUUGGAUUCAUGGCGGGGCCCUCGCUCUCGGGUCAUCAUUUCAAUACCAAUACAACGGCAGUGCACUGGCAGCUCAUGAUGUGGUGGUUGUGUCCAUGAACUAUAGAUUAGGACAGUUUGGGUUCCUAUACGGCGGCGAUGAGACCGCUCCCGGAAAUUUAGGAUUUUUUGACCAGUUAUUGGCACUCAAAUGGGUGAGAGAAAACAUUCACAAAUUUGGUGGGGAUAGGGAUCAAAUCACUAUAUUUGGUCAGAGCGCCGGCGGUUGGUCCGUAUCGGUCCAGUUAUUCUCUCCCUUAUCGAAAGGCCUGUUUAAGAGGGCUAUUAUGGAAAGUGGUGCCCAUAUGUUCAAUAAGGACAGGGAUGUUAAGAGUAAAAGUGAAGCCUUCGCUGAGGCUAAACAAAUGGCAAAGCAUUUCAAUUGUAGUGAAAAUGAAUGGUUAGAGUGUUUGCGGAAAGUGGAUGCAGAGCACUUGAAUGAAGUCCAAUUGGGUAUGACUACGGCCACACUCGACACGGAAUACCUCCCGGUGUCAGCACUUAAAGCGUUUCAAACACAAAAAUUUAACAAGGAUCUGGACCUAAUGGCAGGUGUGGCCGCACACGAGGGCUCAAGUCUUUUAUAUAGUAUGCUUCAGGAGAUACCCCACAACCUCACGGAAUCCCAAUUCAAACAAAUGGUUCAGGGUUUUGAUUAUAUAUUUCACGAAUUGAAUGCAACGGCUAUUACGGAAUUUUAUAUGAGCAAUAUUAACAAAAGUGAUCCAGACCAAGUCAAAUGGGCCGCGUAUGACAUGUUCGGUGAUUUGAUGAUCACGUGUCCCACCUAUCAAUUUGCCAAAAACUAUGCCACACACUCGAGCGCCGGUAGUGUGUAUUUCUAUGAGACUACGUAUACUAGGACUAAUAGGAUAAGUCCAGAGUUUGAUGUCACCCACGGGGCUGAACUAGAUUUUGUGUUUGGUUUGCCACAAAUUUACCCUGAUAAGAAAGAUACCCAAGUGGACAGGGAGUUUAGUUUGCAAGUUAUGAAAAUGUGGACUGAUUUCGCAAAAUACGGG